AUGCCUGCAGUUAUGCCUGAAAAACCCCUUCACGGCAUUCAUGGAUUGGGAAGGGACAAUACUACUACUCCUCCACAUCCUAGAAGGUUGGAGGGGAAAAUUGCUAUAGUAACAGGUGCUGCACGAGGCAUAGGAGAAGCAACAGUGAAGCUUUUCGCAAAGCACGGCGCCAAAGUUGUCAUUGCCGAUGUGGAAGACUCCACCGGCACAGCCUUGGCCAAUUCCUUAGGCCCUUCAGUCACCUUCGUUCACUGCGACGUCAGCCUAGAAGAAGACAUCGAAAACCUAAUCCAGUCCACUGUUUCCCGCUACGGCCAGCUCGACAUUAUGUUCAAUAACGCCGGAAUCCUUGGAAACCAAUCCAAACACAAGAGCAUCGUCAACUUCGACGUCGACGAGUUCGACCGCGUGAUGCGCGUGAACGUGAGAGGCACUGCAUUGGGGAUCAAGCAUGCGGCGCGCGUGAUGAUCCCCGGGGGAGGAGGCUGCAUAAUCUCCACUGCCAGCGUCGCGGGAGUCGCCGGCGGGCUAGGGCCGCAUGCCUACACUGCUUCCAAGCAUGCCAUUGUUGGCUUGACGAAGAACGCUGCGUGUGAACUAGGCCGGUAUGGGAUCAGAGUGAACUGUGUUUCUCCUUUCGGGGUUGCCACGCCGAUGCUAGUGAAUGCGUGGAGGAUGAGUGACGAGGACGAUGAGGAAGAAGAGUGUAUGGACUUUGGGAUGCCUUGUGAGCAAGAGGUGGAGAAGAUGGAAGAGUUUGUGAGAGGGCUUGCGAAUUUGAAAGGUCCGACUUUGAGGACUAAGGACAUAGCCGAGGCAGCUCUAUAUCUUGCUAGUGAUGAGUCCAAGUAUGUAAGUGGUCAUAAUCUGGUUGUGGAUGGUGGAAUUACUACCUCAAGAAAUUGUGUUGGUUUGUAGUAGAUUUUAGCUAGCUUCUUUAGUUUCUACGUUUUCCCAUGGAA
Molecule: messenger RNA, 962 nt
Organism: Fragaria vesca subsp. vesca
Lineage: Eukaryota; Viridiplantae; Streptophyta; Magnoliopsida; Rosales; Rosaceae
Product: short-chain dehydrogenase reductase 2a-like
Exons: 2
Coding region: 1-918 (305 amino acids)
Molecular function (GO): oxidoreductase activity, acting on the CH-OH group of donors, NAD or NADP as acceptor
Source: RefSeq, a predicted model, not a curated record